This is a messenger RNA of Penicillium riverlandense, 537 nucleotides long. RefSeq lists its product as uncharacterized. Lineage: Eukaryota; Fungi; Ascomycota; Eurotiomycetes; Eurotiales; Aspergillaceae. The record is from RefSeq and is a predicted model, not a curated record. The coding region runs from base 1 to 537 and encodes 178 amino acids. The transcript has a single exon.
AUGUACAGCACAUUCGCCGAAUAUUCGUACUGCUACACUCGGUCCUGGCUCGGCCCAACACCGCUAUCUGGGUUUGGCUGUGCGCCCUCUCCCUCCAAGGAGGACGUGCUUUCCGGGAUCAUAAACCCAUCAGAUACGACAGCCUCAACUACGUCGUCUACUUUUCAGACCUCUUCUUCUGCCACCAAUGCCACCAGCGCUAUCAAUACAGCUACUCCUAGUGCUGGUACUUCGACGACCCCUGCAGGUGUAUCACACCAUAAUCCUCCACCGCUCAGUAAUGGGGCAAUUGCCGGUAUCGCUGUUGGUGGCUUCUUUUUCAUAUGCAUCUUAAUCGCUCUCGCUGUGCCGAAGUCAAGGAAUUGGAUCUUCGCUGUUUUCCGCAGCCACAAAAGUCCUACGGAUUCUGCGUCCGAAGGAGCCGAGCUCCGUUCAAAUCAUGAGGCUGAUCCACCAAGCCAGAGAAUACGACCGCCAAGUGUCCUCUCAGGCCCGUCCGUCGUUCCAUGGGACACUGGUCGUUAUGAGAAUUAUUGA